AUCCGGACUCCGGCCGGGGCCUGGGCGGGGCCGAGCGCAGCGCCUCUCGAGCCGGGAUUGCCUCCGAGAGCUCGGGCCUGGAGGGGCGGGGCGUCCUGGACACCCGGGAUUGGCGUGGCCGGGAGCCUUCUCCCGUCGUGCACCGGGGCCCCGGCCACUCACCCGGAAGGAGAAGCCGAGACUCUGGCUAUAUGGUGCGGCGCGGGCGGUGUCGCUCUGGGGCGUGUGUGCUGCUCUCAGGAGCCAGCCUGGAUCAUUUGUUGGCAGUACAUAUUGGCUGAAGUCAGUUUUCAUUUCAAGCAGAUGUUUUCUUCCAAUGGGCUUUGGGUGUAGGAUGUUGGAAAACCAAGAGUUGGAGGAGGUGAUCACUGUGCGUGUUCAGGAUCCCCGUGUGCAGAAUGAGGGCUCCUGGAAUUCUUACGUGGAUUAUAAGAUCUUUCUCCACACCAACAGCAAGGCCUUCACUGCCAAAACGUCCUGUGUGCGUCGCCGCUACCGUGAGUUCGUGUGGCUGAGAAAGCAGCUCCAGAGAAAUGCUGGUUUGGUGCCUGUACCUGAACUUCCUGGGAAGUCAACCUUCUUUGGCAGCUCUGAUGAGUUCAUUGAGAAGCGGCGACAAGGUCUGCAGCACUUUCUGGAAAAGGUCCUGCAGAGUGUGGUCCUCCUCUCAGACAGCCAGUUACACCUCUUCCUACAAAGCCAGCUCUCGGUGCCCGAGAUAGAAGCCUGCGUCCAGGGCCGAAGCCCCAUGACCGUGUCUGACGCCAUUCUCCACUACGCUAUGUCCAACUGUGGCUGGGUCCAGGAAGAGAGGCAGGGCUCCUCUCACCUGGCUAAGGGAGACCAGCCAAAGAGUUGCUGCUUUCUUCCGAGAUCCGGCAGGAGGAGCUCUCCCUCCCCACCUCCCAGGGAGGAACAGGACCAUUUCGAGGUGUGGGCUCCCGUUGUUGACUCUGAAGCUCCUUCCUUGGAAAGCCCCCCUCUCCUUCCCUCCCCCUCGCCGUCCUGCUGUGAUUUUGCAAGACCUGAGGACGCCUCUGCUCCCCAGCCUGUGAGAAGGGCCGUGGGAGGGGACCGUGCUGUGCCUUUGGACCCUGGGCAGUUAGAAACGGUUUUAGAAAAAUGAGCUCUGGUCCGAGCACUGGGUUCUGCUCCGAGGCGGCAGAGAAGAUGCCGGCAAGGAGACUUGCUGGGGUGGGAAAGGGGCACAGGGUAGGUGUUGGGGAGUCUGGGCCACUUACUGUCGAAUGGUCACCUCUGCUCAGGUUGGUGGCACAGAAGUCGGUCACCACAACUCCUCAGGCUUCAUCCAUGGGAUUAAACACUGGACGGUUUUAAGUUAGGCAUAAGGCCCACCAUGGGCUGUUGGUUUUGCACAGAAAUACGUGGUGUGUUUACUCUCCUGCGAGCUGAGUUGCUUUAGAUGUUUGUUAACGGGCUCGGGAGCAUUGCCUCAGGUUGACUGGUUUGGGGGGACCUGCAAGUGACCGCUUUUAAGCUGUCCUGUUGAAUACUGAUCCGAUGGAAAUGGUUGUGUAGUCGUAUUCCCACUGGCGGGCUUCUUGCUGCGGCCCUUAGAGCACUUUGUUUCCGGGAGGCUGGCCUCUUGCCUCCCUCCUUUCGUGGCCAGGGUGGUGUUUGUUCUCCCAC
Mustela erminea (ermine) is the source of this 1650-nucleotide messenger RNA. RefSeq names its product sorting nexin 11 (gene SNX11). NCBI's taxonomy places the organism in Eukaryota, Metazoa, Chordata, Mammalia, Carnivora, Mustelidae. The transcript is spliced from 8 exons. The coding region runs from base 317 to 1126 and encodes 269 amino acids. Gene Ontology annotation, molecular function: phosphatidylinositol binding. Gene Ontology annotation, biological process: intracellular protein transport. The record is from RefSeq and is a predicted model, not a curated record.